This is a messenger RNA of Blepharisma stoltei, 2026 nucleotides long. Lineage: Eukaryota; Ciliophora; Heterotrichea; Heterotrichida; Blepharismidae. The record is from the annotation of a GenBank genome assembly.
AUGAAAAUUUCCAACAAACGGACAAGAAGCCAAUCCAGUCUUAGACCUUCAAAAAUCCCACUUUAUAGACCAGUUUCCCAUCAAAUGAGUAGGGAGGUUGAAAAUGUUAUAAAAGAUUUAGAAAAAGAACACCGAGAAUCACAUUAUCUUGAUGAAGAAAUUGAGAUUUCCCGAUCAAAAAGCCAAACACAAAGAUCGUUAUGUAAAACCUAUGCAAGCUGAGAAACCAAUAAUGACUUACUCAAGAUAAAAAUAUCGGUUCUAGAAAAAGAACUAAUAAAAGAGCAAAAUCGACUUAAUGAAACAAUUUUGGAAAAUAGUGAGUUACGUGAAAAAAUUAGUAGCAAAAGAAAAAUUCAGCAAAACUCAAAAAGAGCUAUAAAUGAGCUUGAAAAACAAUUAAAAACAUACAACAACCCGACAGAAAAUAACGCUAAUCUUGAUGGCAUAGAUUUUUUUCAGAAAAGACAAGUUAACUUAUUACGGUGCAAAACAGCACGGCCUAAAAGCAUGAUUUUUGAAAAAUCAAAAACACUAGAGCUUACAGAAAGAACUCUUCCCUCGAGUAAAAUUUCUUCGACAAAAGGAGAAAAUGAAUUAUACAAAGUCAGUAGGCCUUAUGAGUCAAUUAGAAUUGUAAAUUUACUAGCUCCCUAUGUGAACGAACAAAAAUUUUUUUUCUGAAUUUUUUUAAAAAAAAAUUUAUAGUAAAAUAUAUUUUUUAAAAAUUCCCAACGAUUUCGUUCGUUCACGGAGGGAGAAGUAAAGAAAGAUGAUAGAGAAUCGACGGAUAUUAUUGAAAGAAAAACAAGCUGUCCUAGAUAAAUACACAUCACAUGUAAAUUAUUUAGAAGACGCUUUUGAAAAAAUAAAAAAUGCAACAGGGAUGGUUAGUGUUGAGGAAAUAGCUGCUGCUUUUAUUAGAAGUGAAAGCCAAAGAUCUUACUUACUUAAUAAUCUGGUGUUUUAAGGUGUCUAGUGUCAGCACCCCUAAUAAAAAGGGUCAAAGCGAAACUAGUGACGUCACCGAGCCAUCUUGGAUUAACGUAGUCAGCCCACGCCCAAGCCUUCUAUCAAAGCUUCGCUGCCAGCCUUUGCCGCACUUCUCACCUGGCGCGUUGCCGAUGCCUCGUCUUGACUCAGCUCCUGCGCGUGUUCCACCUAAGGGUCAUCUUCCCCGCGGAGAUUUGCUGAGGGUAAAACUCUGAGCCUCUUGAAUGCACUGAGGAGCUGCUCCUUUGGUUAUCCCCAAAGUUAAACAGCUAAUGCUUUGCAGAAGUUCUUGAUGGAAGCCAACCCCAUAAAUAAAAUUCCAUGAGGGAGAAUGCCAUUUUAUUUAUGGAAGCCAAAGAUCACACAUGCAUACUUAUUUUAAUGAUCUAACAAUAGAAAUAGAAGAGCUCGAAAAAAGCUUUGUCACAAUCUCAAAUUCUAUAAACGAUUUAAAGCUUCUAAACUGUAAAGGAGAAACCCUUGCCAUGAGUUCCAAAAAUGAAAUUUUGGAAAAAGCCAAACAAACUCAGAGUAAAAAUACGAAAGCACUUAAAGAGUUAAACCAAAUUGAAGCAAGCUUUAGAGUUUUAGGCUCCGACAUUAAUAGGAUUUUAAAGCUGUGUGAAGGCUUAGUAGAAAAUACUGAAUGAGAUAUAAAGCUUGAGGAAUUUUCAUUUAUGAAAGAAGACUAUAUUAGAAAUGUACUAGGAAAAGUAGAAGAGCUUAUUCAUUUUAUGGUUUAUUUGACUGUAUAUUAGGAUUAAUUUUCUAAUGUAGAAUUAUUUUUUAAAAAAAAUACCAAAGCAUAUUCUAUCUAAUAUAGACUAUCUCAAGUAGCCAAAAACAAACCUCAACAUGAGAAUUCGCAACCCAAAUUACACAAAACCGCAAAGAAAUGAAAAACUUAAAAGAAUUUUUAGAAGAAAAAGAUAUUUCCAAUGACUCUAAAGUUGAUACUUUAAAAGGGCCGGCUUCCGUUUUCGAAUUAAGAGCGCUUACAGAGAUGAUGCUCACGAGAAAGAAAUACAGAUAA